AUGAGUUACUCAAAUUCCAAGUUAUCUUCAUAUCUAAGAUCCCCUUCUACUUUUCCUUCUACUAAUUCCUCAAGUUGGAAAUCAACUCCUUUAACAGGUAAAAAUUUGAAUUUGAAUUUCAGGUGUAUCAUUUAUGGAGAGAAUGCCAUAUGAAAGAUAUACAGAGCAUGUACCUGAAACAAAAAUAGAAUAUUUGCCAAUAGAAAAACGAUAUAGAGAUUAUUAAGAAGAUAGUAAAUAUUUUCAUGAUCGUUACAAUUAUUUUGUUGCAGUACCAAUAUUGGAAAGAAAGGAAUAAGUUUUUCCUUUUGGAUACUAUCAAGAUGCUUUGAAUUAUGUUCCUUAUCAAAGAAUAUAGGUAUUUUCUAGAUUUAAUUAUUGA
This is a messenger RNA of Paramecium pentaurelia, 382 nucleotides long. NCBI's taxonomy places the organism in Eukaryota, Ciliophora, Oligohymenophorea, Peniculida, Parameciidae. The record is from the annotation of a GenBank genome assembly.